AUGAAAUCUCGGACGAAUAGCUUGAGGGGAAGUUCUGAAAUUACGGCAAGCACUUCAUCAGAAUAUAGCGAGAGUGAUGAUGACAGUGAUCGACAUUCAACAACACCAUCAGUUGAAAUACAGUCAGGGGAUGGAGAUCAGGAUAGGAAGAGAUACAAAGAAUUGAAGCGAAGGGAAUCCGAGUAUUCUGAUGAUGAUCGUUUACCUGCGAAAUUUUUUCGGAAAAAUGACGAGUAUUCCAGAAGACAGAAUUCGCCAUCUAAUCGUAAGCAUAGAUCUCAUCAAUCACAUCAUUCACGAUUGCGGAAAGUUCGAGAUGGAAAUCGGAAACAAACUACAAAACGGGAUGAGGGAUAUGAGAGACGAAGCUGUUCUAGAGAAGAUUAUAAGAGGAAAAGGAGUCAUUCAAGAUCGUCACACUCUCCAACUUGCAUAAGACAUACAGAUAUCAAAAAGGAAUCCAACGCUGAUGAAGACAAUGAUCAUCAACAAUUGGAUUCAUUAAAGAAGAAUGCUCGGGAGGAUGCUAUCUGGGCAGAACGUCGCAAGGAGCGUGAACGGCGUUGUGAAUGGGGCGUACGCAAUGUCUGGGGAUGUUCUCCUCUCAUACAUGAAAUACAUGAAGUGUAUGAAGAGUAUGAAAGAUUGGAAAAAGAGCUUCAAGAGGAGGAGGAACAGUUCCCUCAACCUCUGAGUGUUAAAGCUACUGAAAUGGCAAAAAAGUCUAAAAAGAAAGAGAAAGAAAGUAAAAAGAAAAAGAAAGAAAAAAAGAAACACAAGAAAAAGCAUAAAAAAGCAUCAAGCGAGAGCGAGGAAGAAUGGGUUGAAGUGACCGCCGAAAUGCGAGAAGCUGAAGCAGCUCGAGAGAAAUUAGAAGAAGCCGCAAUGAUUGGACCUGCAAUACCUGAUCAUCUCCAGCAGAAACAUGCUGCUUUAAUCGAUACUACGAAAAGAGUAAAUUACGGAAAAGACAUGUUACGGGGGGAAGCGGCAGCAAUGGCUUCAUAUAUUGCACAAGGAAAGCGAAUACCUCGACGUGGUGAAAUAGGUCUUUCGUCAGCAGAAAUUUCAGAAUAUGAAAAAAUUGGUUAUGUGAUGAGCGGAACAAGGCAUAAAAGUAUGGAAGCUACGCGUUUGAGAAAAGAAAACCAGGUUAUGACAGCUGAAGAGAAACGGCUUUUGAGCGGUUUUACUCAUGAUGAACGAAAGAAAAAAGAAGAAAUCGUGUUGCAGCAAUUCAAAAGUUUUAUAGAAUCGAAAAAGGGGAAAAAUUGA
Molecule: messenger RNA, 1275 nt
Organism: Acanthocheilonema viteae
Lineage: Eukaryota; Metazoa; Nematoda; Chromadorea; Rhabditida; Onchocercidae
Source: the annotation of a GenBank genome assembly